Cylicocyclus nassatus is the source of this 1239-nucleotide messenger RNA. Lineage: Eukaryota; Metazoa; Nematoda; Chromadorea; Rhabditida; Strongylidae. The record is from the annotation of a GenBank genome assembly.
AUGAUUGUGUUCGACCGCCGCGUUCGAGACUACUUGACGAAAUAUAGGCCUUCGUUCUCCGGCUCAACACUUAACACUAAUCAUCCGCUGAGUCAUCCUGCUCAUUUAGGAGCCGCUGAAGCUGCCGUCACUCCGAAAAGUUAUAACUGCGUACGAUGUGGUGAGAUAAACUGUGUUCGAAUAGUACUUCGUCAAUGUGGCCAUGUCAGCUGCGUAGCAUGUAUAUUAGACCAUCUAAAGUUUUGGAUAAGAGACAAAUCAAAAGCACGGAUAAAAUGUGUGGGAUUAACUUGCCCAACGAGGAUACAUGAAAAUGAUAUAAAUGCUGUGCUAGACGAGCAGGAAGAUGGCCUGAAUCUAUACAUGACAUUGGAUCAUCGUCAGUGGCUACAGUAUUAUCAUAAUAAGGACAAUAUCUACUAUGCACUUGGCGGAAAUGACAUGGUUAAACAAUGCCCACUGUGCAAGUCAAUGUACACGGAAAAAUUUGGCUGUAGCUAUGUGACUUGCGCCAAUUUACGCUGUAGAACAAGAUUUUGUUGGCAAUGUGGGGACCCCAUAGAAAGCAUCACGCAUUUUGCAGGUCAGACUUGUCGCGUUGGCUAUGAUGAUAUUGAACGUGGUCUAUUUUGGGUAAAUCUGGCCAUAAGUUUGCGAGCUUUUGCUUUGGCUAUCUAUUCUCCAGUGUUCUUCCUUGCUUGUUUCAUUGGAAUCCCAUUAUUUAUCUUCUUCGCAUUUCCUACGUUUCUGGCACAAAGAGUGUACAACAAAGCCACGGAAAAGUCGGAUUUUCUGACAUUUCAGGAAUGGAUUUUGGUCGCUUUCAAGAUGGCUUCUAUAGCAUUAGUUGGAAUCCCAGUUGGACUUUUCCUUGCCCUUGGUUCACUGGCGACAGCGGCAGUGAUUUUUUCUAUUUACGUCGGCUUUCUAGUAUUGAAAUUUACCCCAGCUGGAAGGAUGAUAGAGGAAGGAUAUGAUAUGUUGCUGCCACUAGCUUCUAAAGCAGGACUCGGUCCUUUCAAGCAAAUGCUAAAAGAUGGAAAGGAGGCAAAGCGACGGCAGAAACAAUUACUCAAAGAGCAAGCAGAGGCGGAAGCCAGUGAACGAGCCGAAAUUGUUGAAGCUCCGGGAGCAAAACCCAAAGAAUCAACAGAAGUAAAGGAAUCAGGAACGGCGACGGGUACUGAAAGUGGAGCUACAUAGUUAUCAUACUCGCUACAAGAAUAUGAAAGAUUGAAC